GUUUUCGUUUCAGACGCGUCUUCCUAUUGCUUUGAAACUCUUCUAUUCGUUUUUGUUUCGAAGAUCCGGACUGCAGUUUGUCUGUCUUCCCUUUUCUUUUGUCGUAUUGGUGAAUUGAAUUGAAACAGAGCUCACUUCGAUUGAAGCUAUGUCAUACGCUUACCUUUUCAAGUACAUCAUCAUCGGCGAUACUGGAGUUGGGAAGUCAUGUCUUCUCCUCCAGUUCACCGACAAGCGUUUCCAGCCUGUGCAUGACCUAACUAUUGGUGUUGAAUUUGGGGCCAGGAUGAUCACCAUCGACAACAAACCUAUCAAGCUUCAAAUAUGGGACACGGCGGGCCAAGAGUCUUUCAGAUCUAUUACGAGGUCCUACUAUCGAGGGGCUGCUGGUGCAUUGCUUGUCUAUGAUAUUACCAGGAGGGAAACUUUUAAUCACUUGGCUAGCUGGCUGGAGGAUGCAAGGCAGCAUGCUAAUUCAAACAUGACAAUCAUGCUUAUUGGCAAUAAGUGCGACCUUGCUCAUAGAAGGGCUGUCAGCACAGAGGAAGGGGAGCAGUUUGCAAAGGAGCAUGGGUUGAUCUUUAUGGAGGCUUCUGCUAAAACUGCUCAGAAUGUAGAGGAGGCAUUUAUAAAGACAGCUGCAACGAUAUACAAGAAGAUUCAGGAUGGAGUAUUUGAUGUAUCAAAUGAGUCCUAUGGAAUAAAAGUUGGAUAUGGUGGAAUCCCAGGUCCAUCUGGAGGCAGAGAUGGCUCUUCUUCUCAAGCCGGAGGCUGCUGCAAUUGAAGUCCCUUACCAUUUCCUUCACUAUUUUGGAUGCAGCUGUCUACUUCUCAACCAUCUUUAUUAUUUUUUUUAAAUUUCUUUUCUGGGUUCUGAGAAUUUAUGACUUUGCUUUGUAUAUGUAAAAGCCUUCAGGAUUUGGCAUACUUGUGUAAUUGCUUCAUAUGUCCUCAAUUUGUCUGUAAAUUAUACUGGCGUUCCCCUCUCACUCUUGUUUUAGUUGCACUUGAAGAAAAACUGCAAUUGUGCUAAUGGGAGUGGCUAGUGAUUUGCUCUUCAUGUAUUUCUCUAUAUGAGAUUGCUGUUUAUAUAUCUACUUAUUUGCUAGGAAAA
This is a messenger RNA of Tripterygium wilfordii, 1114 nucleotides long. RefSeq names its product ras-related protein RABB1c. The coding region runs from base 149 to 784 and encodes 211 amino acids. NCBI's taxonomy places the organism in Eukaryota, Viridiplantae, Streptophyta, Magnoliopsida, Celastrales, Celastraceae. Gene Ontology annotation, molecular function: GTPase activity; GTP binding. The record is from RefSeq and is a predicted model, not a curated record. Gene Ontology annotation, cellular component: Golgi apparatus. The transcript has 6 exons.